AGGCAUCCUCGCCUCCCCUCCCCCCCUUCGUAGCGCGUCCCGCUUUACCGUGGUUGUGGUGGCAACCCGGCGACCGGUAACUGUCACUGUCGCUGAAUGACCAGCGCUCUGUUGACCGGCGCUCCGGCUGGCCUACGCUUUGUCAAGUCUGCCGCGGCUCUGGCCUCCUCUGCGCCCAAUGCGCCGCCUGGCUGGUCACGGCCCCAGCUGCUGCCGGGGACGGACGAGCGAGCUGCGGCGUUCGGACACUAACUCUGCUGAUCUUUGACUGGUGGGAUGGGCGGUGCGGUGCCGUGUGCUGCCCCGGGGUAGCCGACCGGCCUGGAUCGGUGCGCUAAUGCGAUAAGGCUCCAAGCAAACUCAGUCCCACAGGGCUUGGCUUGAGCGUGUUUCCAUCUCGAGCAAGCUUCAGCCGAAGUUGAGCUGGGUAUAAUCAGCGUAUGUUGAAUAAUUUAACAUGCACGAACAUUUCGAGACGCUUUGGAGUCUAAGUAGUGUUGUGGCAACAAACUGCGUUGUUUUAUGUUUUAAUAGUAAUAAUUAUAACGCUGAGAUUGUUCAGUGCCCGUGCGAUAUAAGGCAUGGUAAUCGUGAAAAGGAAUUAAGAUGACCUUACAAUAAUUGUAUGCGUGAUAUUGGUAUGCGUCGUCUUUUAUAUGCUAACUUUUCGCUUCUUUGAAGAAGGUUCGUGACCAAAAACUCAUUACAAAUGCAUCGCACUGUACCAAUAUCUCGUGUCUUAUUAUUAUAAGGUCAUCUCAUUUCCCUUUGAUGCUUUUAAUUGCGUUGUAAUCGGCAGCACAUGUGAUACAGCGCUGCAGGAAAGGAGUUGCCUUUCAGCUUCUCUCCACCCUUUGAAGGUGACCCGGCUAGCUGGGAGGCCCCAAAGUUUACCAGUUAGCGAGACUUACAGUGCUGACAGUUGUGAGGAGGAUGCUAAAGACCGUCGGGAGAGAGACGCUCGGAUAUGCCCAAAGGAAAGAAUGGCAGCGAGGAGCGCUGAACCAGCUCAAGUUUUGGCGUUGCCGUAUUUGAGCGGUGAUUGACACAUCCGAGGUGCCGUUGGAAUUUGAUGGGCUGGUACUACAUCUGGGUUUAGGUGUUUCUUCGAGAUGCACCAAGUGAGGAUCGGAAAAAGAAGACGUCGUGGUGAACUCCAAAAGCAGUACGGCUUGCUUCAUUUUUUUACGCUUCAUCGCUGUCGUGCAUUUCAUGCCGACGUACUUUCAGCGGUCGAAUUUUAUGAUUUUAAACCAUUAUGAAAUGGUUUCUCUUGUUUGCAACAUGCAGCGCAGAAGAUUCUGUCCCGCGACGGACGCACCUUACCACCUAACAAUCACCCUCGCUGCAGACUGGAAACUGAAAGCGAAAGCAUAUAGUAACAAGCGUCCGGGUGGUAUGCAUUUCACUAUCGUCUGCGUGUCGCCGAAUUCGGGCCCGUUCACAGCGAGACAAAGCCGCCGUAGCGUCUGCAGCACCGCUGCGAACUUUCUCCGCGCGUCCGGUGCGGAAGUGGGCGUCGCCGCGGCGCGAGGAGCCCCUCGGACACUCCACUCGCACUCAUUCAUCGACGCCAUCCCCCGAAAGUGAAACGUUGCCGGACAAAGGUGCCGGCGUCCGACGGCGAUCUUGCGGGGCAGUCCGCCGUUUCGCGUCGGCUAUACAAUCUCCGACGCGAGCCGCGUGUCAGGCAGUGUCUCUCGGGGAGGUGCUGCUGGCUGGUGUGCUCUUCCGGGCAGUUCGGAGCCUCACGGAAACGGAGCCGCCGUCGCAGCCGCGCCUCGGUCUCAUCUGACCGGGUCUUGACGCUGAGAUCGUGACGCCAGACGCGAUGUUGGUCGUCGUGUUGCUGUGCGCGGCGCUGGCGCAGCCCUCGCUGGCUAAGACCGGCUGGCCGUCCGGGCCCGCAGGCUCCAACGUGACCCUGGCCAGGUCGGAGCGCGACCUCAGCUGGCUGACCUCCUGGUUGCCGUGGUCGCGGCGGGGCGCGGCGCAGCAGACGAGCACCGCUGAGCCCGACCGCACGGGCGGGCGCAACGGCAAGUUUCUCAACAUCUUCACCAUCGUGCGCUUCGCCAACGAGGAGUGCCGCGGCUCCAACGGCCUGAACGGCACGUGCGUGUCGCCGGCCGAGUGCCGCCAGCGCGGCGGUCAGGACUCUGGCACCUGCGCCGGCAGCUACGGCGUCUGCUGCACCAUGACGGGCGGCUGCGGCAACUUCACGCGCUACAACAACUCGUACUUCGAGAGCCAGAGCAGCGGCGCGUCGCCCAACUGCCAGUACACGGUGUACCGCGACCCUGGGGCGCCCAUCUGCCAGCUGCGCCUCGACUUCGAGACGUUCAAGCUGGCGCAGCCGGACUCGGUGACGGGCCAGUGCACCACGGACGCCUUCUCCGUGUCGGGCAACGUCAACGCCGUGCCGGUCAUCUGCGGCGAGAACGCCGGCCAGCACAUGUACAUCGACGUUGAUCCGAACUCGGACCGCACCGUGCUGCAGAUCUCGACCUCGCAGAGCGCGCAGGGCACGGCCGUCACGCGCAACUGGAAGAUUCGCGUGCAGCAGAUCGAGUGCAACAGCACGACGCGCGCGCCGUCCGCCUGCCUGCAGUACUUCACGGGCGUCACCGGCACGCUCAAGUCGUUCAAUUUCGACGGCUCGGAGACGGGGCCGCACCUGGCCUCGCAGAACUACGCCGUCUGCAUCCGCGACGAGGCCCUGUACUGCAGCAUCGAGUACGCCGCCUCGACCGUCACCAACGCCUUCCGGCUGGACCAGGCGACGACGUCGCAGAAGGGCUCGCAGUGCACCUUCGACUUCCUCACCAUCGACGGCAUCUCGCAGGAUGGCCUGCUGCAGUCGUCCGGCCAGCAGACCGGCACCCAGAACCAGGCGUUCGACCGCCACUGCGGCGGCGUGUGGGCCGGCACCAACUCGGCGCAGGCCUCCGCGCCCACGCCCGCCAUCACCUACAUGAAGCCGUACAUCGUGCGCGUCCGCUUCGACAACACCGAGUCGACCGGCGAGUCGGACAACCGCGGCUUCUCGCUCAACUUCAUCCAGAAGCCGUGCAGCGUGCUCGGCCGGAGGUAGACGGCACGUAAGGAGCCGCUGGGGAAGGAGUGCGUGUCGGAGGAGGCACGCGGCAUGACUUGGAGAAGAACACUAGACGGUUUGAAGAAGAUGUUCGUGGCGGACCACGGCCGGGGCGCGGCUGCGCAGCACAUUACCCUCAGCUGCCGGGUCAGGUCAUGUCCCAGCGCGGGAGGUGCGGCGAACGUCGGUCUGCUGAGGGUGUUUGUCAUCUUUUGCCGCCACUCGGCCGUGGAUCGGCGGCGUCGCUUCGCUGCAGCGCCGCGCCCUCUUGACAUGUAGGUUAGAACCCGUGUUGUGGCAUAUUCAAACUACGCCGUCUAAGAGUAAAUUUAUUUAAAUGAUAUUUAUAGUCUUCCAACAGUGUAGUUAUACAGAUUCAGAAUUUUGAUAGAUAAGCAGCAGUGAUAAACUAAUACCGUCAAGUUAAUUGUUUUUUCAAGGAUCGCGAGGCGACCACGCACCCGAUGUGCCCCUGACCUCAAAUGACAUCGAAGGCAACUGUGUAAAGACGCGGCGUGGACCAGGACAACUGUCUGAAUGGCGCCGUGGAAACUAUUUGUCCGUAUUGAGAAAGGCUUAAGUGACAAACUUUUGGCGGCUAUAGAUACUGUGAAACGAAAAUAGAUCUAACUGAAUAGGUCAUUGCAUACCGCGGCAUGGAGGACGGGAAUUUAUCUUGUUUGUGGUAACAGAUAAAUGGUUCAAAACAAUGUUUUAUUUGUAUAUGCACAUUCAUAUCAUUUCUGUGUCUGCCUUUUUGUGUGUUGAUACAUUGGCGGUCCUUAUUUUAUACUGCGCAGCGUGAUGUUUAUAAGUCGUCCAUUUAGAGUAUGGAGAUUCAGGCUGGCUUGUUCAUCAUUUGGGUGUCUGGGUGCGUGGGUUGUGUUUCAGAAGUGUAUUCAAUGCGCGCUGUAAAUGCAACUUGACAUGACUGCAUCCAUAAACUGUUGCCGGGAUCGAACAAGCAGUUGUACGUCAUUGGUGUCGUACAUUAAUAUAUGGAAACAAUAAU
Molecule: messenger RNA, 4109 nt
Organism: Pollicipes pollicipes
Lineage: Eukaryota; Metazoa; Arthropoda; Thecostraca; Pollicipedomorpha; Pollicipedidae
Exons: 1
Coding region: 1832-3094 (420 amino acids)
Source: RefSeq, a predicted model, not a curated record